AUGUUCCGCAAAUUUAAAGAGAUCUCGUCUGAUAUUAAGACGUCGAUCCGACGCGAAGAGAAAGACGGCAAGCACGAAAACGAGACUGUGGUCCAUGUGACUAUGGUGAAGUACUUCCGAGAACGAGGCUUACAGCCUCCUGAAUGGCUGGAGCCGGAUCACCACAAUAAAAUCGUUCAACACCGAUUGUCACUUGACAAGAUCCAAUCGGGGAUCCGCGAAACCAAUCAUGCAAUAAUGGGCCAAGUGGAGCAUAUACCAAAGAUCAAAACGUCGCGGUUCAGUCCACAGAAGUCAUCGGAGCCGUCUUCCAAUGGCAUUCCUCAAGCUCCCUUGCCUAGACGCACUACGACAAAUAGCAGUGCAUCUAAAACUGCUCAUAGCAUCACAUCACGUUUUUCAUCAACUCGUGGGAGCCAUUCUGCGGGCCAGAGCGUCUCCCGACCAGCAAAUAGCAGGUUCAACAUCAAGAAGACAUAG
Ogataea parapolymorpha DL-1 is the source of this 480-nucleotide messenger RNA. RefSeq lists its product as uncharacterized. Bases 1 to 480 code for a protein of 159 amino acids. Lineage: Eukaryota; Fungi; Ascomycota; Pichiomycetes; Pichiales; Pichiaceae. The transcript has a single exon. The record is from RefSeq and is a predicted model, not a curated record.